GUGGCCUCUCCCGCUGCGGAGCACAGGCUCCGGACGCGCAGGCUCAGCGGCCAUGUCUCACGGGCCCAGCCGCUCCGCGGCAUGUGGGAUCUUCCCGGACCGGGGCACGAACCUGUGUCCCCUGCAUCAGCAGGCGGACUCCCAACCACUGGGUCACCAGGGAAGCCCAGGACUUGUCUUUUGAAUGUGGGAAGGUAUCAAGCCGGGCCCAGCGUGAGAGCAGGGACAGUGUGGGAGGCCUAGGGUCCUUUGUGUUUACAUGCACCUUGCGUGUUCGAGAAUCACGGACUAGAACUCUCUUGCUGAGUCAGAGCUGUGAUUUGGUCGCUCAAGACAGAAGGCGGGGAACACGAAUGAAUUGUAGAAUUACAGCGGUGAGGAGGGACGGGGAUGACUUCCUUUGGCCCCAGGAGGGGUGUGUUGUGGGUAAGUAGUGAUUCUCAGCCUGUUUGCUUAGUCCAGUGCCUGGCACCUAACAAGAGGUCGGAAUGUAUCUGCGACUGGUUGAAUCCUACAGAAUAAAGGAGGGGACGGAUUACAGAAAUCGGCGAUUAUUAUCCCAUUGUAGAGAUGAAGACACCGAGUCCUGAAGGUGACUCUAACCAGGCCUCUUGGCGGUCAGGGCAGAGUCAAUGCCCUAGUCGCCGUCCUGGCUCCCGCUGCCAUCCGCCCCCGCUCCCACCGGCCUCCCGCCACAAGCGCCCCACCCACCCCAUACUUCCGGAUUCCGCUCCGCCCCCUCAAAGCAGUUCCGGUUCCCGAGGCUGGAAGACGCGGCCCUGAACGGUGUUGCGAUUGGGCCCAAUGGUAUGUGGGGUCAUGUGGCGUCUAAGGACUUCAGGGUUCUACUAUGGGCCAGGCUUUGCUGCCACUUCUGAUUUGAACCUGAACCUGCUGCUGGACUCACCCUGAGUGCUGGGAUUCUUUGGGCUGUGUGCCCCGAGGAUGUGCCUGGACCUGCCUGUCGGUGUCCCAGCAAACCUACAGCCUCCCUACACAGACCUAGCCUUUCCAGGCUCCUCAGCCCAGACCCAUGAGCUAAUGAAAUAGAGCAGGCUGUGCGCUCUAGAGCCCGCGAGCCACCACUACUGAAGCCUGCGUGCCUAGAGCCCAUGCUCCGCAACAAGGGAAGCCACUGCAAUGAGAAGCCCGCGCACUGCAACAAAGAGUAGCCCCCGCUCGCUGCAACAAAAACCAUGUGGUCGCCGCAACAAAGACCAUGAGCAGCAACAAAGACCCAACACAGCCAAAAAUAAAUUAAUUAAUUUUAAAAAAAAGAGGGCAGGCUGGAGGUCACUGGGCUCAAGGCAGCCAUGGAUGCCAGGUGGUGCUGAGAGCAGUGGGGCAUGGCUGCAGCCCUGCAGGUCCUGCGUCACUUGGCCCGAGCCCCCUUGAGCCCGCUCCUCUGGGGGGGCCCAUUGGCCCGGCUGGCCAGUAGCAUGGCCCUGGCAGAGCAGGCACAGCAGCUGUUUGAGAGGACUGUGGGUGCCGUGCUGCCGGGCCCCAUGCUGCAGCGGGCACUGUCUUUGGAUCCUGACAGUGGGCAGCUGAAGGUGAGGGACCGGAGCUUUCAGCUGCAGCAAAACCUCUACCUGGUGGGCUUUGGCAAGGCUGUCCUGGGCAUGGCAACUGCAGCUGAGGAGCUCUUGGGCCAGCAUCUUGUGCAGGGCGUGAUCAGCGUUCCCAAGGGGAUCCGUGCUGCCAUGGAGAGUGCUGGCAAGCAGGAGAUGCUGUUGAAGCCACACAGCCGUGUCCAGGUAUUCGAGGGCGCGGAGAACAACCUGCCGGACCGAGAUGCCCUGCGGGCUGCUCUGGCCAUCCGGCAGCUGGCUGAAGGCCUCACAGCUGAUGACCUGCUGCUCGUGCUCAUCUCAGGUGGGGGCUCGGCCCUGCUGCCCGCCCCCAUUCCACCUGUAACACUGGAGGAGAAGCAGACACUCACCAAGCUGCUGGCGGCCCGUGGAGCCACCAUCCAGGAGCUGAACACCAUCCGGAAGGCCCUGUCCCAGCUCAAGGGUGGGGGGCUGGCUCAGGCGGCCUACCCUGCCCAGGUGGUGAGCCUGAUUCUGUCAGACGUGGUGGGGGACCCUGUGGAGGUGAUUGCCAGCGGCCCCACCGUGGCCAGCAUCCACAGUGUGCAAGAUUGCCUGCACAUCCUCAAUCGCUAUGGCCUUCGUGCUGCCCUGCCACGUUCUGUGAAGACUGUGCUGGCACGGGCUGACUCUGACCCCCAUGGGCCACACACCUGUGGUCAUGUCCUCAAUGUGAUCAUUGGCUCCAAUGCACUGGCACUGGCUGAGGCUCAGAAGCAGGCCGAGGCGCUGGGAUACAGGGCUGUGGUGCUGAGCACAGCUAUGCAGGGAGAUGUGAAAAGUGUAGCCCAGUUCUAUGCACUGCUGGCCCGAGUGGCUGGAACCCGCCUCACCAUGCCUGGGGCUGGAGCCUCUGUGGAGGAGGAUGAACAACUCUAUGAACUGGCGGCUGAGCUCCAGCUCUCAGACCUGCAGCUGAAGGAGGCUCUGGAGGCCAUGGUGGGCACUCGGGGCCCGGUCUGCUUGCUGGCUGGUGGUGAGCCCACAGUGCAGUUGCAGGGCUCAGGCAAGGGUGGCCGGAACCAGGAACUGGCCCUGCGUGUUGGAGCAGAGCUGGGACGGUGGCCGUUGGGGCCUGUUGAUGUGCUGUUUUUGAGCGGUGGCACUGAUGGGCAGGAUGGGCCCACAGAGGCAGCCGGGGCCUGGGUCAGGCCUGAGCUUACCAGCCAGGCCGCCGCCCAGGGUCUGGACGUGGCUGCCUUCCUAGCCCACAAUGACUCACAUACCUUCUUCUGUCGCUUCCAGGGUGGGGCACACCUGCUGCACACGGGGCUGACUGGCACCAAUGUCAUGGACGCCCACCUCCUGUUCCUGCAGCCGCGGUGAUAUUGUAGGUCAUGUUUUGGGAACCUAGAGGAGACCUGCAGGGCAGCGUCCUGGAGCAGACCAGGUUUGGUCCCCAGGGCCUCCCCAGGCUUUAGGGCCUCUCCUCUCCUUGGCCCUAGCUACAUGGUUGUCCCUCACACCUCCCAACCAGGGCCUCUGCUUUGUGUCCAACUCCUCAACCAGACAGGCAGAUGGGGGUUCUCUUCCACCCCUACUUUUUCAGCUGUGGCAGCAGGUACCCCUGAGGACCAGGACGAGCCCCUAGGCCAAUUUGCUGCUCCCAUUGUUUUCCCCCAGGCAGCCCCUCUGCACAGCUCCUGAGCAUGUUUCUUCUGUGGGGUGAAACAGGAAGGACUGAAAAUAAAAAGGACCACACUAUGGGUUCUCA
This is a messenger RNA of Orcinus orca (killer whale), 3306 nucleotides long. RefSeq names its product glycerate kinase (gene GLYCTK). Gene Ontology annotation, cellular component: cytoplasm. The transcript is spliced from 6 exons. The record is from RefSeq and is a predicted model, not a curated record. Gene Ontology annotation, molecular function: glycerate kinase activity. NCBI's taxonomy places the organism in Eukaryota, Metazoa, Chordata, Mammalia, Artiodactyla, Delphinidae. The coding region runs from base 1347 to 2918 and encodes 523 amino acids. Gene Ontology annotation, biological process: protein phosphorylation.